This is a messenger RNA of Phymastichus coffea, 1603 nucleotides long. RefSeq names its product salivary glue protein Sgs-3-like. Lineage: Eukaryota; Metazoa; Arthropoda; Insecta; Hymenoptera; Eulophidae. The coding region runs from base 337 to 855 and encodes 172 amino acids. The record is from RefSeq and is a predicted model, not a curated record. The transcript is spliced from 4 exons. Gene Ontology annotation, cellular component: cytoplasmic vesicle.
UACAUUUGAAGUUUGCGAGCAAAGACGAAAGCUUCUUUAACCUAAACGUCACUUUGUAUCCGUUUGAUAAGUUGCUUUUAUCUUUGAUUAGACUUAGCGUCGAGAACACACGCAGUCGCUGCUCCCGUGCGGCAGUGGGACAAUUCGAAAAAUAUCUAACACGCAAUUGGCAUCUAUAUCACAAGCAGUCAAACAGACGCGCAGUAGAUAGUAUAGCAUUGUUCCUCCCCCAUUCGCACAGUGCCGAAUAAUUCCCCGUAUCGUACACGUCGUGCGUUUUUUCGUACGAUCAAUUUUAGCUAGUUUUCGAGCGGCUCUUGCCUACACGUACCUACGAUGAGAAUAAAAUAUUCAACUUCCACCACGCUUCUGCUUUUGCUUACGGUUGGCUUGGCUGCUGUUGUGUCGGAUGCUUCUAUUAUUAAAGCUCCACCAGAACCAUUGCUCACUACUACAACUGCAAUACCUACGUCAACUACGGUUACAUCGGCUCCGACAUCACCAUCUACUGACCCUACUACCAAUUCAACUACUACUACUUCUACUAUUACUACUACAGCAGCAGUACCAACCAAACCUACUACUUCAUCUACAUCAUUUACAACAGCUGGCACAACAACCAAGUCAACAACUACAUCCAAAUCAGAAACAACGGCUACAAUUACCACAAAUCCCACUGCUAUUCCUUCAGGAGCUUCUACUACAGCUAUUGUACCAAACAUACCUCCUGGAAGACAUUUUGAUGGCUUGAGUUUUAUGGGUGGGAUUAUCAUGACAGCUUGUUUGGUUGGCUUAAGCAUUGGUUCCUACAAGUUUUACAAAAUUAAAACAGAAAGAAGUUACCGCACUCUCUGAGACUAUGCACUGAUACAAACAAUUUAAGAAUCUCAAAGAUUACCAAGCACUGCAAAGCGUGUGAACAGCCACAAAAAUUAUCAGUUUAAUUAUAAUAAUAUGGUAUUUUUUAUAAUGUUUAUAGCAUUGACAAAAUGCUGAAGUGCUCUUAGUAUGUUGACAAAAUGUGCAUAUUUAUACAAUUGAUCUGAUCUAAUAUUAAGUUAUAAAUUGUAGCUUAGCCACUGCGUCGAUAUUAACUACUGAUUUUGAGAAGAGAAUGUAAUUUUAAGUUUCAUUUAUAUUCUACGCACAUUAACGAAACACUUGUGAUCGAUUGUUUUCAAUAGGUGUCUUUAAUAUAAACUAGAAUUUUGAUGCGAGUUACUUUAUGCUUUUUGGAGGAGAAAUUAUAUUAUUAUAUUGUAUAAAUGUAUAAAAAUGUAUGUUGCAUUUUUUUAAACGUACGUAAUAAUAAAGAAUUAAAUCUAAACUUGCCUAAUUAAAAACUAUAUGAAAUAGUUUGAAUCAAGUCAAAUGGUGCUUGAAACCAAAAUCCCUAGGCGAUAUAUGACAUGGUCGUAGUUCGGCCAAUAAAAAAACAGUAUAAGUAUAGUAAUACGCUGCUAGUAGAUAGCAGGGUGAGAGAGCUGGUUCGAUACCAAUGCGAAAACAGCCCGACACAAAUAACAUUUUAUUAAAAAAAAUGAUCACAUCUCACGUAUGUAUAAUUGUACUUCUCGAAAAAAUAAUUAUUUGUUAUUGUACU